Messenger RNA from Anthostomella pinea, 342 nucleotides. The record is from the annotation of a GenBank genome assembly. Lineage: Eukaryota; Fungi; Ascomycota; Sordariomycetes; Xylariales; Xylariaceae.
AUGCCACUUCGGCUGUUCGGACAACCGUUCCGACUGUCUGGCAUUGACGUAGGCAACCCGUGCCACACCACAGCGCCAACGAGGACUAUGCAGAAAAUUGCCAUCGUGCUGGACCCAGCACCCGAGCGAACUUGCGGAUCAUCUGGAACUUCAACCAGUUUCCACCACCGCCGCCGCAGGACCGACGCUGCGUCGAUCGUAAUCGAAGCGCCCGCUGACGAGCUACGAGGUCACCAGCUGCGGCGCCGUGGAUCUUGCACGAGGUUCCUGACCAUGUGCGCCUCGGGAGUCAGGAUCUCUCGCUCACAAUAUCCGCGCGACGCGGCGGCUGAUCUGGGAUGA